This is a messenger RNA of Neltuma alba, 1029 nucleotides long. RefSeq names its product 40S ribosomal protein S18. The record is from RefSeq and is a predicted model, not a curated record. The transcript is spliced from 6 exons. The coding region runs from base 48 to 506 and encodes 152 amino acids. Gene Ontology annotation, cellular component: small ribosomal subunit; ribosome; cytosol. Gene Ontology annotation, biological process: translation. Gene Ontology annotation, molecular function: RNA binding; structural constituent of ribosome. NCBI's taxonomy places the organism in Eukaryota, Viridiplantae, Streptophyta, Magnoliopsida, Fabales, Fabaceae.
AGCAUUGUGAGAGAGACAGUGGACAGAAGAGUGACAAACCAUUAACCAUGUCUCUUGUAGCGAACGAGGAUUUUCAGCACAUUCUUCGUGUUCUGAACACAAAUGUGGAUGGUAAGCAGAAGAUCAUGUUCGCCCUUACUUCCAUCAAAGGUAUUGGCCGUCGCUUCGCCAACAUCGUCUGCAAGAAAGCCGACGUUGAUAUGAACAAAAGGGCUGGUGAACUAUCAGCUGCUGAACUUGAUCAGCUAAUGACAAUUGUGGCAAAUCCACGCCAAUUCAAGAUUCCUGACUGGUUUCUCAAUAGGAAGAAGGAUUACAAGGAUGGUAAAUACUCUCAGGUUGUUUCCAACGCAUUGGACAUGAAACUCAGGGAUGAUCUUGAGCGUUUGAAGAAAAUAAGAAACCACCGUGGUCUGCGACACUACUGGGGUCUUCGAGUUCGUGGACAGCACACCAAGACCACAGGACGAAGGGGGAAGACUGUUGGUGUCUCUAAAAAGCGUUAAAUGUGUUCUCGUUCAAGUUCUUUGCAACCCAAAGUUUUGCUGUUUCAGUUCCACCUGGAGAUUUUGUUGGUUCUAGUAGAUUUACAGGAUGUCGAGAUGUCUGUUUUGCCUUUUUAACAUUUGGUGUUGAGAGGAAAUAUUUUUCUUUGCUUUAGCUUCAUUAUCUUCUUUUUCUUCAAUUUUUUUACUCAAUUUUAUGAAGUCCUUGAACUUCUUGUUUAUCCUGCAUUAAUGCAGUACACCGUAUUAUCUUGGUUGAAACAGGAUUGCUAAUCAACAGUGUUGUUUCAGCAAUAUUAUGAUGAAAAUACACCAUUGCAAUUCUUCACCAAAGAGUAAGUCUUGCCGAAGUACAUGUGCAUAUUCAUAUGGUUUGGUGGUUAGUUGUUGAAUACUUUACACCGUCAGCUACUAUCUCUGACCACAAUCUAUAAUCGUUACUUCCAGUUCAUUAUGCAUAUGUAACAUCUAUAGUCACUGAAACAUUGUGAAAUAUUAGGAGGAAGAAUCUUUUUGUACAUAA